AAUGUGGUUAAAUAUUGGCCAACGGAUUAGUGUAGAACAAUACAUCUAUUAGCCAGUUUCAUUAGACGUGUAUGUUGAGUGUUUUCGUAAUAAUUUAGUUAAGGUGAAGAAUCUUGAAAAACUUGGCGGUACAAAUGUUUUACGAAAGGUGCGCCAUUGCUGCAAGAAGUCUAAGGGGAAAUUAAAAUGAAGCAAAAUGCGGACGAUACUAGUAUAGAUAUAACUAAAAAGGAUCUAAGCAAUUUCAAUAAUGGCAAGGAAGUCGUUUAUUCGGCCACUACAAUGAGCGACGAACAAAAAUUGAAUGACUAUCAAAGCUUGAGGCCGAAUGAGCCCACCUCUGGCAACUCAUUUUACUUAUAUAGAGCAGCUCUUAUUGGUGAUCUGCUGGCUUUGAAUGCAGGAAUCGGCCUAUCAUGGACCUCCCCAGUGCUUCCGAAGCUCCAUGGACCAAACAGCCCCCUAAAUACUUCCAUAGAUACGUUCCAAGAGAGCUUAAUCACGUCUAUUUUAUGUAUAGGGGCUGCCUUUGGUGCGUUUCUAUUUGGCCAUCUUGCAGAUAAAAUCGGCCGGAAAAAGACGCUGCUUACCGUGGCAGUCCCUAUGGUAGCAGGAAUGCCUAUUCUGGCCUUCACUGAUCAAGUGCGAAUGUACUAUUUGGGCAGGUUUUUAUAUGGGUUGGGUAGUGGGGGUGUUUUCACAGUAUUAACCAUGUACACUGGGGAAAUUACUGAAGACCACAACCGAGGGAAAUUCAGCUGCAUUCAGGGCCUAUUUGUGUCGCUUGGGGUUCUUUGCUCUUUUUCAAUCGGCAGCGUUUUAUGCGUGCGGAUAUUCUGCUUGGCGUGUCUUUUACCUUUGCAGAUUUUUGUAAUUUUCUUCGCCUUAUACGCCCCAGACAGCCCUUCGUAUCUGGUAAGAAUAAAUAGGCUCGAAGAAGCUGAAGCGGCCUUAAGAAACCUGCAUUUGCUCUCAAAGGGGCAGGCAGGUGAAGCCAUUGCGGAUCUGCAGCGACUUGAGGAAAUCCACAAAGAAUCCAAAGGAGGUGUUAAGGAAAUAUUCCGAUCAACGGGGUUGAAAAGGGCAUUUUUGAUAUCCGCCGUACUGUUGAUUUUGGAGCAGUUUUCUGGAAUAAACGCUGUGAUUGGAUUCAUGGAGAACAUAUUCAGAGCGUCGGGAGACGGCAUUCCUCCACAAGCUGCCACGACUUUAGUGGGCGUCAUUCAAGUGGCUACAGUCUUUGUCACAUCUUCCUUCAUAGACAAGCUGGGCAGGAAGUUUCUUCUCUUGGUCUCAGCCAUCGGCUCUGCAGCUUCCAUUCUGGUGCUUGGUUUGUACUUUUUCCUCCACAAGCACGAGUUCAGGCUUCUAGAAUACUUCUGGUGGCUGCCCAUCUCCUGCCUGCUCCUCUACAUUGUUUCCUUCAACCUGGGCCUUGGCCCAGUCACAUGGACUGUGCUCUGUGAAGUGUUUCCAGACAACGUAAAAUCAACCGCAUCCUCAAUGGUAGCAGCCAUUUGCUUCCUAAGCUCUUUCUUAGUCACUUUCGCUUUCCCAGUGCUAAGCGAACUGCUCGGAAUGGCCGAGUCGUUUUGGCUGUUCGGCCUUUGUUGUGUUCUGGGCAUCAUAUUCAUUCACUAUGUUGUAGUGGAGACUAAAGGGAAAAGCGCCAUAGAAAUUCAGAAAAUUCUUAGCGAAAAGUGAUUGUGCGGGAGAACAAUAAAAACCCCAAACUAUGA
Messenger RNA from Dendroctonus ponderosae (mountain pine beetle), 1739 nucleotides. Its product is annotated as facilitated trehalose transporter Tret1. The record is from RefSeq and is a predicted model, not a curated record. Gene Ontology annotation, biological process: transmembrane transport. Gene Ontology annotation, molecular function: transmembrane transporter activity. The coding region runs from base 187 to 1704 and encodes 505 amino acids. Gene Ontology annotation, cellular component: membrane. NCBI's taxonomy places the organism in Eukaryota, Metazoa, Arthropoda, Insecta, Coleoptera, Curculionidae. The transcript is spliced from 4 exons.